CUCUAUCCGUGGGAUUCCCAUAACUUUGAUAAAUGAUAAGAAACCAGGAUAAGAUAUGAUGUCCAUUUGGAGGGACAUUACCAGAUUUCACUGAAACCCAACCAAAGCUCGGAAACUAGCUAACUACUGCUCAAAGACAAUCAAAUUUUCACUUCAAGGGUUUAGUUUAUGCAAUUAGUAUAUCAGCAAGAAUGGUAGUUCUGGCAAGCAGUGUAAGUAUGAGUUCAACAACGGCAAUGAUGGGGAGUACCUUUCUUUAUUCCCAACAACCUCAGAAACCCUUUUUCAUUUUGCCAAAAUCCAGAAACACUACUCAUUCUCUCUCUCUUUCUUCCUUAUCCAUUGGUGGCAUUCCUCCUUCCUCUCUUAGAACUCCUGCUGUCGCCGUCGCCGCUGCCGCUGAUACCACCCAAUCUAGUCCUUCCUCCACUCAGGAUCAAACAACUAAAAAAUAUUAUUUUGUGGUUGCAAAUGCAAAAUUCAUGCUUGAUGAAGAGGAGCAUUUCCAGGAGCAAAUGUUUGAGAGGCUUCGCUAUUUUGGAGAGCAAAACAAAGAGCAAGACUUUUGGCUUGUUAUUGAACCUAAGUUCCUCGAGAAAUUUCCUAAUAUCACUAAGAGAUUAAAGAGACCGGCCGUGGCUUUGGUUUCAACAAAUGGUACAUGGAUAACGUUCAUGAAACUGAGAUUGGAUCGUGUUUUAGCGGAAAGCUAUGAAGCUGACAGCAUAGAGGAAGCAUUGGCCUCAAAUCCCACUAAGUUGGAGUUCGAGGAGCCAGAAAAAUGGGUGGCCCCAUAUACAAAGUACAAAUCUGGCUGGUGGGAGUCGUUCUUGCCUCCUGGAUCCCAAAAACCUCAGGCUUAAUGUGCAUUAUCCCCCAAAAUUUUCCAAAUUGUGUAGAAGAAUCAAAUAUCUAGUGCUCAGUCGCAUGGAUGGUUGAGGUUUGUCGGGUUGUAAACCCUGUCGUGGAUAGUACGAAAAACCUGAUUCUCAUCUUUACUGGAAAGAUGGGGACAGGUUUUGAAGCUGGUGAAAUCACAGUGACAGCAGUUGAGGAUAGAAAAUAAUGCAAUGUUUGUGUUUGAUUUGGUGAGCGGCUAGAGGUUAUGUGGUGUUGUUGAUUGAUAGUUCGUAUAGGUGGUGGUAUUUUUAGGCAAUGUACUGAUUGUUUGACUACUUUUCCUUGAUUUCUUGUAUUUCAAAUUUUAUAGGUAAUAGUAUUUUCUUGUAUCAGAGAUCUUGGUAAGUGGUGAUCUUGAGGCAAUACCACCAAUUGGAUAUAUGGGCCAUGGUUCAUUGACA
Beta vulgaris subsp. vulgaris (sugar beet) is the source of this 1301-nucleotide messenger RNA. RefSeq lists its product as hypothetical. The transcript has 4 exons. NCBI's taxonomy places the organism in Eukaryota, Viridiplantae, Streptophyta, Magnoliopsida, Caryophyllales, Amaranthaceae. The record is from RefSeq and is a predicted model, not a curated record. Bases 192 to 863 code for a protein of 223 amino acids.